Messenger RNA from Limulus polyphemus (Atlantic horseshoe crab), 4852 nucleotides. RefSeq names its product leupaxin-like. Gene Ontology annotation, biological process: cell-cell adhesion; cell-cell junction organization; positive regulation of substrate adhesion-dependent cell spreading. Lineage: Eukaryota; Metazoa; Arthropoda; Merostomata; Xiphosura; Limulidae. The transcript is spliced from 9 exons. The record is from RefSeq and is a predicted model, not a curated record. The coding region runs from base 340 to 2178 and encodes 612 amino acids. Gene Ontology annotation, cellular component: focal adhesion; cell-cell junction; cytoplasm.
CUUGCGGUUAAACUUUAGCACGGAAGUGUGUGUACCUGCUUAGGUACGUGAAUUUCGGAAGUGUCACUAGGGGUCUUCAGGAAAAAUCACUUUGGAAAAGAAAAACGUCAACAAACUUUGCCAAGUUAAUUAAACAGUACUGUCACGGUGUUGGAUUUGGUUAAGCACCAUUAAUGCACUUAUUUUCGAUUCAAGUACUUGAAAGUUGAACUACCUGAAGAGGUUUCUAAAUUCUGUGAAAUUUUACUUCGGUUUGCUAAUUUGUGUGUCAUUACAAGUUAUAGCCAACGCUAGUCUACAACUUGUAUAUUAGUAGUUCAACGAAAUAUAGGAGUAAUCAUGGAAGAGUUGGAUGCUUUGUUGGCGGAUCUACAGACCGCUUCUGAGAACUUGAAUAACAACAAUCCAACUUAUCAGACGGUCACUACAAAAAGUGGUAGCAGUUUAUACGCGUCAGUGAACAUGCCCCUCAGUCCACCUUCUCAAACCAGUACUCACACCGUAACCACCCAGAGAUACGACUUUCGCCCAGGUUCUCAGACUGUCACCCAUACUGUAACUACAAAGAGAAACGACUUUGAACCAGGUUCUCAGAUUACCACCCAGAGAUACGACCAUGAUCCAGUUUCUCAGGCUAAUAUGCACAAUAUUACCACGCAAAGAUACGAUCCUGACCCAGGUUCUCAGGCUACUACCCGAACUGUCAUCACCCAGAGACACGACUAUCAAUACGACGGGGGAAAGUUGUCGCCUAUUUAUCAGAACCAGCAGGUGCAUCCAUCCCAGCUAAGUUCAAAUACUGACCAUCUGUCGGAGCUAGACUCUCUCUUGGAAGACCUCAAUUCAGCUCGUCUCAGCUCUUCUUCUCCAGAAUAUAAAGUAUCCCAUGUGAAUGGGGUGUCCAGUCCUUCACCAACGCUCAAGGAUGCUACUAGCCCGAGGUAUGGGUCAAUUCGACCAAUAACAAAGCCUCCGCAAGAAGACAGACCGUCAAUGGAAAGCCUAUUAGAUGAUUUGCAAAGUGUGGUGUCCCCAACGUCAAAAUACCCUACAAGCUCCGGAGCAAUACCGCCAGUCAAGCGGGAGUAUAUUACCACAAUAACCUAUACUAAACAAGAACCCUCUCGCUCUCCCCCACCUGCUUCCACACCAGUAGCUUCUUCUGCCACUGAAGAACUGGACGAGUUGAUGGCUUCUCUCUCAGAUUUCAAGGUAAACGAUAACAAUCCUUCGGGUCUAACAAGUAAUGAGCCAGCCUACGCCAAACCCGACAAGACAAGUAAACAAUUUCAACCUCAUCCUCAACCUAAGAUGCAAUCGGUCCUUUCUCACAAUGAUUAUUUGGAUCCUAAGCAGCAACCUCAGCCCAAACCUCAGCCGGCCCCUUCCUGUAACGAUCAGCUGGACUCUAUGUUAGGUAGUCUACAGACGGACAUGAGUAAACAGGGUGUGAAAACGACUGCUAAGGGUCAAUGUUGUGCUUGCAAGAAACAGAUCAUUGGUCAGGUGAUCACAGCUCUUGGACAGACGUGGCACCCAGAGCACUUCACGUGUGUUCACUGUAACAAAGAAUUGGGCACCAAAAACUUCUUCGAACGAGAAGGUGAACCCUACUGUGAGGAAGACUACCAUAAGAUAUUUGCACCUCGUUGUGCAUAUUGUAACGGCCCUAUUCUUAAUAAAUGUGUAACAGCGCUGGACAGAACUUGGCAUCAGGAGCACUUCUUCUGCGCACAGUGUGGCCGACAGUUUGGGGAGGAUGGCUUCCUUGAGAAGGAUGGAAAACCAUAUUGUAGGGAUGACUAUUAUGAUAUGUUUGCACCGAAAUGUAGCGGCUGCAAUAGGCCAAUAAAAGAAAAUUACAUCUCUGCUCUCAAUGGCCAGUGGCAUCCGGAAUGCUUUGUUUGUAGAGACUGUGGUCAGUCAUUCAACGGCGGAAGUUUUUUCGACCAUGAGGGACUGCCAUAUUGUGAGACUCAUUACCACGCCAAGCGAGGUUCACUUUGUGCUGGGUGCCACAAACCAAUUACAGGUCGCUGUAUUACAGCUAUGUUUCGCAAGUUCCACCCGGAACAUUUCGUGUGUUCGUUCUGUCUGAAGCAACUGAACAAGGGAACAUUCAAGGAACAGAAUGAUAAGCCUUAUUGCCACGUCUGUUUCCAAAAAUUAUUUGGGUAGAAAUAUCAUUUUUUACAGAUUUAAGAGGCUACAGAACGUUAAGUAUUGUCCGGAAGCAAUAUACAUAGAAAUAAAUAUACUAGUUAUAUCGCAGUUUGGGGAAGUCUAAAGAAAUUAAUUUUUCAUGUGGGUUAUCUCAGUAAAAAAUUGAAGCUUCAAAUAGUACUAAAUUAACGUUUUCAGAGUUUUUUAUUUAAAUCUAUCGAUCUAUUGAUUUUGUUUUGUUCAGUCAAAUUAUGAGCUAAACAUUACAAAUGAAGAUUUAUAUUAAGACAAGGUUUAUAUUCAAUUAAACUAUAGGGUGUUUUUCAUUUAUCUUUGUUCAUAGUAAAAUAUAUUAACUAUUAUGCAAGUGUAAACAAACAGUUCUAUGCAAAAAGCCUUUCUACAUCCCACUACCGUCAGAUGUCGCAUCCGUAAAUGCGACACUUUGCAGUAAUGUUUAAAUUAAGAAAGGAUAUAUAUUAUUAAUGUCAAUUACUUAAGUAUUUGUUCUAUCUGUAUGUGUAACUUUAAUUGCGAAACUGAAGAAAGGACCGAGUUUUAUUUUAGUUUCUAAAAUUGAAUUAAAAUGUCAUGGAAGUUUGUUGAUUAUGGUUAUUAAGAGCCAAAGUUGAUUACAACUACAAAUAGAUUUAUACAAUACGUUUGUUUACUUAGGCCUUUUGAAUCAUAAUGUCAUCAACACUUCGGCAAAUUACAAUAUAGAAUAACAUAAUGAGGUACGCGAACGUGGUAAACUAACUGAAUUUUCGUUGGAAAUAAAUCCUUUGAAAAAAUAACUAUACAACGUCACGAAAUUGUAUCUCAUGUAUGUCAGGCAAUAUCAUAUUUCAGUUAGAUUAAAACAUAAGAAUAUGUUCAACAACCAAGAGGAGAUAGCCAUAUCAGACAUUUUUAUGUUGUGUAUUGUGGUUGCUUUUUUGUUUUGUUGUUUGUUGAAGCUUCAAAUGGUAACGUUCAUACGUAUAUUUUAUUAUGGUUUUUCGCUCGCGGUCUGGAUUGUACCGCAUUAUGAAUUGCAUUGACAAUCAUGUACUGAAGUGUUUUGCGUAAGGAAUUAUUUGAUUUUGUCACUGUAUUCUAUUAACAAUAUUUGUUCUCUGAGAAGCGCCGUUUAUUUGUCGUUUUGUAACGCUUUUACAUCUAUUUUAAAAUCAGCCUGCCUGAAAUAUAAACAUUUUUAAAUAGUUGAGAACACAAUUAUAUAUCAACUAAAGCAGUUAGUGGUGAAUACGACAACGUGAGAAAGGUUUACUGUUUAUGGAGCUAUCUUUUUUGUUUUUGUUGUUGUCGUUGAGCAUCAUUUUUACGUGUUUGAAAUUGCAAAUUUGAUAUAUCACCUAAAUAUUACAUUUUCGUAACGCAUAGCAACGGCCGAUAACUGCGAUACUUGAAAUGGAUAAACAAAAUGUGUUAUAUCAUUCUGAAGUUGCUUAUUUAAAAAAAUCGUUAUCGAGAUGAUAUUUGAAAUCGAUGGUCGAAGUGGAAGUUGAAUCAGUUACUUAGUUGAUUGAUGAAAAGAAGAAAACGCUAAUUAGAAUAUUUCAUCUCUCAGUUACCUCGUAAGUAGGAUAAACAUAUUGUGUUUAUUGUGGAAUUAGGACCACAAUAAAUAGUUUUACAAACAAAUAUGCCACAAUUUAGUGUUGUAUAACUUUAGAAAAACACACCUCUCAAAUAUAAUACAGUCAUUCAAAGUCAAGCAGAAAUCUGUUAGUUACGACUGAGAGACCAUUUCCAGGAACACAACUUACUAUAGAGUUUAUUAUGUGGAAGGUAUAAUUAACAGUGACUGAUAACAUCAAUGAUCGUACUUUAUAAAGAUGAUUAUGAGUUUAAAAUUUUAUGAAUAAAACAGCUUUUCGGCGUGUCAGCGCUAACUUUUUUUGAUUUACAACUCUAAAAUCCGAGGUUCGAUUCCUUGCGUUGGACAUAACGCAUUGAGAAGCUUUGUACUAAAAAAAAAUCAAACAAACUGAAUAAGACAAAAUCGACAUCUUUUGGUCGUCCGCAUGAACGGACACUGUCCUCUAGCACGGUACAUAAUUUGUAUUUGGAAUAUGAAAAGGUGCUAAUUAUAUAUAUAAUAGCUCCGAUAGACGUUGCUUUUAUUAUGUUGAAUAUGUUUGUAGAAAUUAGUGUUAUAUACAAUUUUAAUUGAUCUGUGCGGUGUAAGAUGAUUAUGUGUUAAUUUCUUAAGUGGCCAAGAAGAUAGGCCUUUUCGUCUGAAGUCUACACUCUUAACUCCUGCGCAGACCGCCUAACGACUGAGCAGUUAUGCAUUCUUAUUCAGUGUAUUAUGUAUCGGUGUAAAUGAAAUAAUAAAAAACCUGGGAAACGUAUUUUUUACAUACUAAAUAAAAUGCACUGGUGUAUACUAUAAGUAUGUUGGAUGAAACUUUUGAACGUUUCUAAAAUUAACAAGAAAUCUACGUCCUGUUGUCUUUAAACGGUUUAUUUUGUAGUUUUAUGUAGUUUAAACAGCAUAACUAUAUGUAGUAGUAAUGUUAGGAUUAUUGUAUUAGCUUCUGAAUGCAAGUGUUGAAUGUGUUCUUUGUCGCUUCGAGACUGUAGAGGUUUGAGUGAGUGUUAAUUUGACAAUGACCAGUCUUAUAAUAUUGUUUGUUUCAUGCGAAUAUUGGAAAUAAAUCAAAAACAUGUUUUAACUUGA